Aureobasidium pullulans EXF-150 is the source of this 3019-nucleotide messenger RNA. RefSeq names its product purine and uridine phosphorylase. Gene Ontology annotation, molecular function: ADP binding; protein binding; catalytic activity. The annotation marks the transcript as partial. NCBI's taxonomy places the organism in Eukaryota, Fungi, Ascomycota, Dothideomycetes, Dothideales, Saccotheciaceae. Gene Ontology annotation, biological process: nucleoside metabolic process. The transcript is spliced from 3 exons. The record is from RefSeq and is a predicted model, not a curated record.
ACGAAAACUAUCACAUCUAUCUUUGCAAUCCUCAUCUACGGAAUAUUCCAUUGACCUUCUCACCAAUACCGAGACGUUGCGAUACGUAUUUCGAAGGCCCAUGCAGCUGCUGCGGCAUUCUCGGUGGCUUGCUGCCGCGUGAUAGCCAGAAUGGGCGACGAAUCAUCGAUGACUCUUGAAGGCCGACGUGCAUAAGCCACAACUUGUCGAGGCUGUGUGAGAGCUGAGCAAGUUCUCUGGCCUGCUUCACCAAUCUUUCUCCAUCCCUAGCCAUGAGAACAAUCUUCAGAUUCUAUCAUUAACGUAGUCGUCGCGUUUGUAUACGGCCCCAUCAUUCACAAUGACCUCGGAUCUGUCGAAAUAUACCAUCGGCUGGAUUGCUGCGCUUCAUAUUGAGCUGGCUGCCGCCACUGUCAUGCUUGACGAAGAAUAUCCCGGACUUCCUUACGACGAGCGAGACCCAAACCAAUACACGCUCGGGCGCAUCGGCGGACACAAUGUUGUGAUUGCAUGUCUUCCUGCCGGCCAAACAGGCACUAGUGCAGCGACUGCGGUGGCCACACAAAUGCUCAACAAGUUCAAAUCGGUUAGAAUCGGCUUCAUGGUGGGCAUUGGAGGAGGUGUUCCAAGCCCAAAGGCUGACAUUCGUCUGGGAGACGUCGUUGUUAGCUUGCCAGACAUGGGCCAUGGAGGUGUUGUACAAUACGAUUUUGGGAAAGCUGAAGCUGGAGGGCGCUUUCGCCGAACUGGCCAUCUCAACACACCACCGAAGCUUCUCCUCAGUGUUGUCAAACUAGCCCGAGCCAGGUACGAAGUGGGAGAAAGUAAACACGUUCAGUAUCUAGCGAAAUUUAGCGAGACGACAAUCCUUAAGAAACGAUUUUCUCGCAACAGCACUGGGCAAGAUAAGCUUUUCCAGCCCACAUACGACCACGCUGGAGGAACAACAUGCGAAAAUUGCAAGUCUGAGAUGCUUCUCGACAGACCGCUGAGGGAAGUCGACGGUCCAUCUGGGGCAGACAGUACUGUUGAGGUCCACUUUGGAACCAUUGCUUCUGGUAACAUGGUCAUGAAGGAUGCAAAUUUGAGAGACAAUAUUUCAGAACAACUUGGCGGACAUAUACUCUGCUUUGAGAUGGAAGCAGCAGGUCUCAUGAAUGAUUUCCCAUGCUUAGUCGUCAGGGGCAUAUGCGACUAUGCCGAUUCUCACAAGCAAGAUCAAUGGCAAAGAUACGCAGCCGCUACCGCCGCUGCAUAUACGAAGGAACAUCUCAACUUCGUUGGCCGAGAGAAAAUUCUUCAUGACCUCCAUAGACUCAUGGAACUGCAAGGAGGUGAGGCCGCCAUCUGGGGUCUUGGUGGUUGCGGAAAGAGCGCAAUAGCAACGGAAUUCGCUUACCAGAUACACGACCGAGAACCUAGCUGUGCGGUCUUCUGGGUACCCGCCAUUGACCCUUAUCAUUUUCGACAGGCUUUCCGAGAGAUCGCGAUUUUUUAUGAGCUACCUGGGGCCGAUAAUCUAGAAAAAGAUAUCGUGGAGGCUGUGAAAGCUAAACUGAUGGAAGGGACCGCACUCAGAUGGCUUUUGGUCAUAGACAACGCAGACGAUACAGACUCUUUAUCGUUUGUGCGUAACGGUGUUCAGUGUUCGUUGCUGGAGGAUGUGCCCUCGAAGAAAGGUUGCAUGACUUUGUUCACGACCCGCAGCAAAAAGAAUGCAAUCCGGCUUGUUCGUCGACCUAGUUCCAUCAUCGCAGUAGAAAGUUUCGAACUCCCGGACGCUAGAGAGCUGUACCAAUCGCUAACGUACUCUGAAAGCACCACUAGAGACUCGCAUGUGGAUGCGCUCCUCCAAGAGCUUGCAUUCUUACCACUUGCUAUAGUACAAGCAGUCAUGUUCAUGCGAGAGAACAGCUUGCACGAGAGCAGAUACCUUGAGCUGUUCAGAUACCAGAAACUACAAGAUCAGUCCACAGACCUUUUGGCUCAGGAAUUUCAUGACCGUAACCGCUAUUUCGGUCACGCUAACGCUGUUACCACAACAUGGCAUCUCUCAUUCAAGCAGCUGCAAUUCCACAACCCUUUGGCGGCCCGAUUGUUGUCUUUCCUGGCCUGUAUCGCUCCGCUUGAUGUUCCUGAUUCUAUAAUGCUACCCGGAACCUCGGAUCCUUUACUGCGCCUAUUGGCCAUAGAGAUGUUGAUCGGUUAUCAAUUUCUGAUACGCCACCGAGAUGACUCGCUCUACGAUGUGCAAUCUCUAGUCCACACUACAGCCAGACGCUGGCUCGUGAACGCUGGAACCUGGACCACUUGCACCGAGAGUGCAAUACAGAUGCUUACCCCGUUGAUACCACAUGGAGGCUAUGAUGAUCAUAUCAACUAUCAGUUGCGCGUUGGGCAUGCCCUGCACCUUCUCAGCCAUUACUCGACCCAGCAUGAGAGAACCAUUGAGCUGUGGAGCCGCGUCGGCGACUGCCAACGCGAUCUUGGAUACUACAGCAGUGCCGAACUUUGCCAUCGGGUCGUCCUGGAUUGGAGACAAAUACACUUGGGUCCGUGGCAUCCUAAAACACUACAAAAAAGACAGGAUGUUGGUCAAGACUUAAUGCUGUUGGGGCAGUAUAGCCGUGCAGAGGCUCUACAUCGAGAGACUUUCGCGUUGAGGUGUUUGAACAUCGGUUUAUCUACUGCGGGAGCGUUGAGUAGCAUGCGGAAUAUUGCAGAAGCGCUCGGUUUCCAAGGAAAGUGGAAAGAAUUCGAGAUGAUCGUGGUCGAACUAGAGAAAUUGAGCCGAGCAUGGCUGGGACCCACUCAUCCCAUCACUAUCUCUAGCCUGAAAGCUCUCUCUGUCUGCUCUUGCCGACUCGGAAGAUAUGAAGAGGCCGAACAACUAGCAAGUCAGCAAGUUCUGGACUCGAGGACGAAAGUGCUCGGAUCGCGUCAUCCUGAUACGUUAACUGCUGAGACCGAAUUGACACGUCUCCUGUCUCGCCAGACAUCAGCAUUGGAGCAUGUUCUG